This is a messenger RNA of Malaya genurostris, 1184 nucleotides long. It is a transcript of the gene bc10, whose product is annotated as bladder cancer-associated protein. The transcript is spliced from 2 exons. NCBI's taxonomy places the organism in Eukaryota, Metazoa, Arthropoda, Insecta, Diptera, Culicidae. The record is from RefSeq and is a predicted model, not a curated record. Bases 301 to 540 code for a protein of 79 amino acids.
CCUUGCCCAGCAGGAACAGAUAUUGGUCUGCUGUCAAGCACAAAACAUCCAACUUGCAGUGUUGUGAUCGUCAUUUUAUCGAAAAAAAAUUUAUCUACAUCAUAGUGCUGAGAAAAAUACUGCGAAAUUAUGAAAACAUAUUGAACCUGACGAAAGUUAUGAGAAUAAGUGAUGUUGUGAGGAUACUAUUAAAUGUGAAAAAUAUUGAAGAUCAAUUCCAUUGAGAAGCCAGUGGAAUUAAUAAAUAUUUCCACCUAAGAAAAGUGACGGCUGCGUUGCUGAUAAUAGGACGCUGGUAACAUGUACUGUCUGCAAUGUCUGAUUCCAGUGCUCCUGAUUCCAAAGCCGACAAACCCUGCUCUAAUGCAGACGCAUGUUAUGUUCAUUGUGCUGUAUUUGAUCGGAUUCUUUCUGGAACGGAAGCCAUGCACCAUCUGCAGUUUAGUGUUCAUAGCAGCUGUUUUUCUGAUCUGCAACAGCGGUGUCGGAAACUGUCUGUUUUGGAGUAACUGCGAAGGUCAUACCUGCGACAACGGCUAGAACCUGUGGCGAUCAAGUGGGUAGGAGACCCCUAAACAAGUUUUCUUUUAUUUUAAAAUUGUUUGAAUACAUGUAAUAGAUUUAAGUUUUAUAAAAAUAAAGAUCCACAACGUAACUAUUGUAAAAAAAUGAUCUGUUGAAUGACUCAACCAAAGUGUGUAUUCUAGUUUUCUUGUACGAUGCAACGAUGCAAAGGAGAAAUCAUGACACAAGAGGAAUCACUAGUUUGGCCAUCUGUGGAAAAAGUAAGUUCGUUAGCGGAUUUGUUAGUGAACAAUGAAACAAAUCGUGCAAAAAAAAAAAAAGAACAAGUCACUGAAUCGGAAUGAAUGCUUUUGAAACAAUGCUACGUUUCCUAACUAAAACUCUAAUCACUCGAAACGGCGGGUGCGGUGAUAAGCGGACUGGAUUGGAUUCGAUUUCGGAUUUCGGAGCAAGCGUCGAGGAAAACGUUAGUACUAUUCUCGGUAAAACGAACCCUUUCAAAAGCAAUGUACAUAUAAUUGAACAUAAUCUUGAAAUAUUUAUUUUUGUAUUACCUUUCAACCUUAGGUUAGCGUGUUAACGUUUUAAAAUGCCUGUAUCGUGCUACAUAAUCAAGAAGAUUUCAAAAAAACUGUAAUAUAAAUUAGUUACUAAACGCA